GGCGCGCGUGGAUGACGUCACCGGCGCGUGCCCCGUAGCCCGUAGUAACCCCGAGUCUGCGGAAGUGGAGACCCUUGGGCAGGCAGCUGAGACAGGGGACUGAAGGCUGUGGAACCAUAAUUUGUGAAUCGGUGUUUUGUGUGGGUUUUUUGGACAGACAGCCGUUUACAAUUCCGAAUGAGUAAGGCAGAUAGGGAGCCCCUUCUGAGAGUUUAACAAAGCUCUCAACUACCCACACCAUGGACUCAAAGCUGGACCCCUCUCGAGAUGACCUGCCUCUCAUGGCCAACACCAGCCACAUACUUGUGAAGCACUAUGUACUGGAUUUAGAUGUGGAUUUUGAAAGUCAGAUCAUCGCUGGCACCUUAGUGCUUUUCUUGGAGUCUGGAAACAGAUCCAGGAAGAAGAGUGGUUCCACCGAGGAAGCCUGCCGAUCAGAGUCAAACGAAGCCUGCGAAUUUAGGAAGCCGGAACCCUGCAACGCUCCUGUGGCAGAUACAAGGACCUCCUUGUCUCAAAUGGGAUACAGUGAUUUUGCAAUUUGUGGUAAAGGUGAAGGAGAUACUUCUGGCAAAGAUGGUAACCAUGACAACCAGGAACAGACUUAUGGGAUUUCUAGCUCGAAGCACUGCUGUGACACAGAGAAUCAUGGGAGUGAGGAUUUUUUGCUGGUGUUGGACUGCUGUGAUUUAUCUGUGUUAAGGGUUGAGGAGGUGGAUGUUGCUGCUGUGCCAGGUAUUGAAAAAUUUACAAGGUCUCCCAAGCUCACGGUUGUUUCUGAGCUCAGGAAUCAGAUUGUGCGUGAACUUGUGGCUCUGCCUGCAGAUCGUUGGAGGGAGCAGUUAGACUAUUAUGCUCGGUGCAGCCUGGCUCCCGGCUGUGGGGAACUCCUGUUUGACACUGACACGUGGAGCUUGCAGAUCAGGAAGACAGGGGCUCAGACAGCUACGGCUUUUCCUCAUGCCGUAAGGAUACGGUACAGAACCAAACCCCAGGGGCGAUCAGUCACAUGGACCUCAGACCAGAGUGGCAGGCCGUGUGUUUACACUAUGGGAUCUCCCAUAAACAACAGGGCCCUUUUCCCAUGCCAGGAGCCCCCCGUUGCCAUGUCAACAUGGCAGGCCACAGUCCGAGCAGCUGCAUCUUUUGUUGUUUUAAUGAGUGGGGAAAAUUCUGCCAAGCCAACACAUCUUCGGGAAGGGUACUCAAGCUGGCAUUACUACGUAACCAUGCCAAUGCCAGCCUCCACCUUCACAAUUGCGGUGGGACCCUGGACAGAAGUGAAGCCAGAGACCUGCUCGCCAAGUGACCUGGCAGCAGAGAGGUCCCUCUCGCCGUCCGAGGCUGACUUUAGGUGUGCUGGCGUCUGUGGCCACAUGGAAUACCCCUGCCGCUUCCAGAAUCCGUCUGCCACAACCCAGGAGAUCAUUCCUCAUCGGGUGUUCGCCCCCGAGAGCCUCGCAGGUGCCUGCCAGGAGACCCUUCUGCAGCUGCUCUCUCCUUGCCUCUCAGCAGCGCACGCUGUGCUGGGGACACACCCAUUCUCCAGGCUGGAUGUGCUCAUCGUCCCUGCCAACUUCCCAAGCCUGGGGAUGGCCAGCCCACACAUCGUCUUCCUCUCUCAGAGCACCCUGGCCGGAGGGAGCCACCUCUGUGGGACCCGGCUCUGCCAUGAAAUUGCUCACGCCUGGUUUGGCCUGGCCAUCGGGGCCCGCGACUGGACGGAGGAGUGGCUGAGUGAAGGGUUUGCCACUCACUUGGAAGAUGUAUUCUGGGCCAAAGCACAGCAGCUGGCCCCCCACGAGGCCCAGGAGCAGCAGGAGCUGCGGGCAAGCCUGCGCUGGCGGCGCCUCCAGGACGAGUCGCGGAACUCGCCCGAGCAGCUGCAGGUGCUGAGACCCAAUAAAGAGAAAACUGGCCAUGUGAGUGAUUCAGGAUCGUCUGUCAUUAAGCAUGGGCUCAAUCCAGAGAAGGUCUUCAUGCAGGUUCAUUAUUUAAAGGGUUAUUUCCUUCUCCGGUUCCUUGCCAGAAGACUUGGAGAUGACACCUAUUUCUCCUUUUUAAGAAAAUUUGUGCACACAUUUCAUGGGCAGCUGAUUCUUUCCCAGGAUUUUCUUCAAAUGCUGUUGGAGAACAUCCCAGAAGAAAAACGGCUGGGUUUGUCUGUGGAAAGCAUCUUCCGAGACUGGCUGGAGCGCCCGGGACUUCCCCAGCCUCUGCAGACGGAGCGCCAGGCCGGGGCGGAGUGCGGGCUCGCGCGGCAAGUGGGCGCAGAGGUCGCGAAAUGGAAGCGAGUGAACCGGAGACCCCGAAAACGGAAGCGAAGAGGGACCGAAGAAGCGUUUGAAAAGAAAUGGUCAGUUUGAUAAAAUAAUGUCAGGAUGCCAAAGGACAAAGCUGGAGCAGUCAAUAGCCAGAGCUAACAGUUUGGCUCCAGUGAGGACCGGUUGGAAGAUCUGGAAGAGCUAAGUAGAAGUAAAUCUCUAAGGAAUUUCAUCUGUAGGCGUGGUUUGCUGUUUCUGAAAUGAAUCCCUUUGACACCAGAUUCACAGGAUAUAUUUUUGAAGAAAUUGCUGCAGUGCAUAUAGCAUGUCUGUCAGUAAAGGCAGUCCCCCACCCCCGUCAUUCUUCCAGAACCCGCCUCCCAUGCGCUUUCAGCUGCUCCACACAGAAAAUGGACGCGAGAGUAGUGACCCCGGACUCCACGGAGACGCGCCUGUGACAUUGGAAGCACUGUUUUCUUGAAUAUAAAGAUUGUGCAGAUACCUAUGUUUAAAUCCCCAGAUUUUGCUCUCUAGUGAUGGAGAUGUUUUUAAGACUUCCUUUAUAAGGAUGUACAUGUGACCCUCUGUGAGCAAAUUUCUCUAACUCUAAGCUUGAGGGCAGUUGGAAUCUUCUAGUGACUUCGCUUUUUCAAGAUCUUACCACUGACUCAUAUUGAAGAUAUGAAAAUAUUUUUAUUGUGAUGUUGUGAUGCAUGAAGAUGGAAUUUAUCUGGUAUUCCUAUUUUCUUUGCUUAUGAAAAAAAAAUUCCUAAAUUUUAAAUAAAUUUCUAAGAGUAGCUGAUCCUUAAAAUGACAAGAAUCAUAAUGCAAGGUGGGUGGGGGAAGGUCUUUGUUCCCUUAUAAAGGUGUUAAGUCUUUUUUUUUUUUUUUUUUAUAAAAGCUUUCCUUAUUUCCUAAUUAUCUUUAAAUAUAUUAGCUAUAAAGUAAAAUAUGAAUUUACUUGCUUUUAAAAAACAAAAGUGUGGCAUUGUAUUAUUUUCAGGAAAUGACAGGAUGGUGGGGAGUUUUUUAACUUGGGGGGAUGCUAAUAUUGGUUCCGAUGUUACCAGGUGUGGCCUAGGGAAGGAUGGAGGAGAGCUGCUGCCAUGAGCUCCAUCUGACCUCCAGACCAGGCUGAGUCAGCAGGGGGAGGGGUUAGAGCCGGUGGCCUUGUUCUUCAGCCUGGCCACAAGCUCGCCUCGGCAGCCAGUGCUCUGAGCGUCGUUUCUGGCCCAUUAGCGGUUAUGGGUGCAGAUGCUCACUGCAAUUUGGCAGGCUAUGCAUUGUGAAUGUGCCACUUGGAAAAGUGGAAACACCUAUUAGACUUCCAUUCGAAGCGGCGAGGCUGACGUUCCGUUGGAACACAGCAGAUGCACGAGGUGUCUGCAGCCUGAGUGGGCAUGGAAAGUGUAGAUCCCAUAGAGGCUUUUGAACUGUUUUACCCAGAAGGCCUCUGAGCAUUGCUGGUAGUUUGGUUAUGAGUAACUGUUUUAAGAAGUUUCUGGAAUCGUAUUUUUUAAUCCAUGUUUUAGCCUAUAUUGAGACUUUUUUAAAAAGUAAUUUCCUUAUCAACCUCUAGCCACUUUAUCCUAAGAAUUCUUUCUGAAGUCAUCCUUUGUUUAUUUUAUCCAGAAAGCCAAUUAGAGUUCAUUGCUAGAAAAUGAUAGGCCGGACAAAUAACCUUGAAAAAUGUUUUUGUUCUUGGCCCCUAAAAGUCACUGUCUAAAGUAUUGCCACAUUUGGUUAUACCAGAUGUGCAGGGUUUUAUUAUUUGAGAUUAUGGUAUAAAAAUCACAGCAUUUUGGAUUCAGGUUUUGUUGAAGUUUAACUUGUAUUUUCCCUGGAAUAUUUACGUUUCUCUUCCACGCUCACUUUGUGAAGGAAAUAAGGCAUAACAUUUGCUCUGGGCAAUCUCGGAGAUUGCUGAAGGGCUGCCGAAGGAGCAUCUUAGGACAGUAAAUGGUUCAGUCCACUACACCAAAGAGGGAAGCCCGCAGCCGUCACCCCUCUCCGGCUGCUCUCUGCAAGCCUCCGACACUCUCGGAGAGAGGGACUCGCGUAGUCCUGAGAACUAUGGCAACAUUACAAGUGAUUUAUCUAAAUAGUGUGGCCCAUUGCCUGACAGAACAAGCUGAUCGGUUCCUGAGGGCGGAUCUGGGCCUGCUUUCUGAUUGGCAGUGACCCUGACUGAGCCCCCAUUGACAAAGUGUGCCAAGGAGUGAGGUGACAUGGUGGGGAACGGUGACACCCCAGAUCCAUAGGAAGUACAUGGGGCUCUUCAGAUGGAAGUGUGUGGGAAAUGGUCCCCUCCGUCCACCCUUUCACCCAUGCUUCGUUGCAAAGCAAGUUCUUAGGACCGUAUCACCCAAAUCUAAAGCUGUAUGUGCUGUCUUGACACAGGGGAAGGGAUCUAAGUUUCCUGAAGAAUCAAGUGCAUUCAAGCAGGGUGAACAAACAACAACACUGAUUUCUCUCCGGUUACACCAAAAGUGGUGGCAUAACUAUAGCAGAUUCCUGGAAAGCUAGAUACCAGCAACCUUGAAUGAUGGGGUAGACAGGAAUGAACCCAGCCCGGAGUGUACUUGGGAAACUGUUUGCAGCAGCUGCACUUUAACAAGCAUUAGGCUGUGAAUUUUUCUGUGCUUUGGUUUCUAGUCAAUUUGCGCAAAUUUUAAAUCUGAAUAUAAACACAUACACAUACUCCCCCCCCCAAAAAAUGUAUGAAAUUAUAGAAAAUCUAAUGCUAUAAUCCCUGUUUGCUAUAACCCUUGGUAACCACAGCAAACAAAUCCAGGCCACUACCUGGUUAUGUAGAGAUUCGGGUGACUAAACCUAGCCAAUGAAGACAGAGCAGCCAUAAAUAACUCCUGUUGUUGCAAAAUGAUUAAUAUUUCCAUACUGCAAGCAAAUCAUGGAUACUCUGCCUCCAUGUUCCCCUGCAGGAGAAGGGAUCUCCUCAUGGGGAUGGUUUUUAUUGUCAAGGGAGAUUUCUCUUCUUGUCUUUUUUAUUAGUUCUGCAUUAUGAUCCUAAAAACUUGUAGAUCUUAUCACCAGCAGCAAGCUCUGUUCAUGACUGAAUACUAGCUGGUGCCCUGAAUGCUGACUUCAUUAGCCUCACCCAGCCAUUCCUUUUGAGGGGGCAGGUGCCCAUCAGGGCCUCCCCUGCCACCAGGGGGAGGUAACAGGAGCAGCUGGGCUUGAAGAGAACCUGUGGUGAAUGUAUUGACCAGGCAGGUUUCAUAAGGUUUCCAGUAAACUCGGAACUAAGCGCUCUCGUUAGACCAGGCGCUGCUUGGCUUCAGGUGGGGAACUGGCCAGCUGUAGGGUUACAAGGGUUUUGUGGACCUGCUGGAUGCAUGCAAGUCGGAUGCAGCACCUGUAGGUGUGUAUUCAAUGGCUUUACAUUCUCAAAGGCAUAAUGGCAGAGAGGUUAGGAGGGGAGCAGACAGGCUAUUUUAUAUGCUUUUGGAGCCUGCAUCUUCAGCAGUGCGGAUUAACACAGGUCCAAGUAAAAGAAAUAUUAAGACCGGUGAGAGAGGCUUUAAAGAACGGAAUUUGUCCCACCUGGUGACGGCAGUGCUCAGGGCUCUCGGGGUGAGCGGCGCCCGGCUGCCACCGUUGUGCCUGCAGACAGGUCGCUCAGGUCUGGGCUGUAAACUCUCCUGCAGAGAGGAAGCCAGGCCUCCUUCCUCCGCACCUUUCUUCCUUUAAUCAGGGGAGGUGACUGCAAGUUCUUCAUUUUCACAGCACAAACACUAAAUGACUUAAAUUGCAUUGGCAGGUUUAAGAAUAAUGUGUUCACAAAUAAUAAGUCAAUAACAAAUAUACUGUGCUACUAAGAGAAACAGACUACAAACUACGUGUUUUUAUAUGGCUGUCUUCAGUGUUGGUCAUUUGUGGCUUUGCUAAAAACUGGAUCACGAUUUUAAGUAAGUCCCAUCCUACCAGCAAAACACAGUAUUUUACUUAAGUAAUACCUCUCUCUAAAGCUUUAGGGCAAGCUAUACAAAUAGAAACAAAGUAUGCGUUUGUUGUUUUGUUUGUCUCUGCCAUGGCAUCUUGUUUGUUUAUCCAGUCAUUCAUUUUUCAUGGUAUUAAUUGUAAGAAAUCCUUAAAAUAGCACUUGUGUUAUUUAUUGUCAAGAACAAGGAUCUGCGAUGGCAGAUUAAAUAAUACUGCUUACUCUUCAGCGUUCAUAAAAGCAGUUUGGGGGAUGUUGAGUUUUUUAGUUACUACAUGAUUGAUAACCCCCCCCCCCACCCCCUCCACACACACACACAGAACUAAAGCAUGUUAAAGAUGCUGUUUUAACUUAAUUUAAUUCUGGGGAUAUAAUAGCAUUAGAAGCGUGUAGGAGGAGCUGGAAGAGGCGAGCACAGGCCUUGCUAGCCCUGCGCCAUGCAGAGCCACAGGAGGCCACCACCUGGUCUGUCCUCGGCCCCAGAGGACCUCAGUGGGGGAGAGCGGGGCAGGGGCAGGUGGCUUUAGGUCACAGCUUCACCAGAGGCUUGCACCUACAUUGACAGCAACAGUUGCCCAUACGGAGUCAAACAGCCAUAACUUUCCUGUCCUUUGUAAAAUUUAAUGCCCAGCCUCUUUAUUCAUUUUCUUUCCCGUUUUGGGAUUGUAUUACUACCAGGAGAGGUUUUCAGAGAACUAGAGACCAAGGAGGGCUGUAUCUGAUGGUGUUGCAAUUCUGCUAAUGAAACAGAUGAUCAAACACCAAGCCAGGUUUAGCUUUCAGCCUUUGACCGUUGUCUAAAGCCACAUGAUAAGCACCUUUUCUAGAGGAACAAUGUGCAGGGCUGAACCCAGAUGUGUUUCCUCGUGAGCUGCUUCCCCCUGCCUGAGACUCCGUGUUUCCCAGUCUCCCCCAGAACCUGUCUCCAUCCCUGAGACACAGGGAGAGCGGGGAGCUGGGUCUUCUUCCCGCCCCUCUCCGCGAGUCUCUGAGAUGAGGUGCCCCCUCCAGGUGCAUGAUCAUGGAGGCAGAGUCACCCACCUCAGCAUCCCUCUCUCUUUUUGUUUUUGUUAUUCCUAAAAUCUAUUGCUUUUCAGAGAGUGGAAGGGAGGGAGAGACAAAGGGAAAGACACGUCUUCUCUGUGGCCUCCCGCACACACCCGGAGCCUGCAACCGAGGACCAGAAUCAAAUCCCAGGACCCUUCAAUCCAAGGCUGACGCUCUAUCCGCUGAGCCACACCGGCCAGGGCCUCAGCGACCCUCUCUUGCGGCGGACCCAGCUCUUCUCAUCUUGGUUGAGCUCCGCAGACAGUAAUGAGAAUCAGGAGUAUAAAAAACACUAAGUGUGAAAUGAUCGGAAAAAUUUGUUUUUCUCACGUAAGACAUGAUAAAGAACGGCACGUCAUUCCUCAGUGAAGAGUUUACCUGAAAAGAUAAGGCUGGUUAAUUGUUUCCCUUUGGAAAAUAGAACAGUGUGAACUUUGGAAAGCAUCAUAAGGCAGUUCCAUGAAAAAGUCAAUACAGCACGAAAAAAAAAAAGUAAUGGUGCUGAUUGUUUGAACAUGUGGGUUGCUUCAGCUUCGUAUCCAUUCCCUUCACCACUUAGACAUCUGGUGAGGCUUCUCGACCCAGAGGCCCUGUGCCCGCCAGGAACUUGCCAGGUCUAUGUGCGUGGGAGCUGUGGGGGCAAAGGCAGACCUUGUUAGAAGACUGAUUUGUGCUAGAAAAAUAGUAAGGGAAACUAUUCAGAAAUAAGAUCGGCUUUUAAAUCAAUUAUGCAAAAUGUAAAAUCUGAUACAGCCAGAUUCUAAUGGCAGUGCUGUGUAUGUAGAGUCCGUGUGUAUAUGUGUGUGUGCCUGUAUGUGUGUGUGCCU
Molecule: messenger RNA, 8099 nt
Organism: Myotis daubentonii (Daubenton's bat)
Lineage: Eukaryota; Metazoa; Chordata; Mammalia; Chiroptera; Vespertilionidae
Gene: AOPEP
Product: aminopeptidase O (putative)
Cellular component (GO): nucleolus
Molecular function (GO): zinc ion binding; metalloaminopeptidase activity
Source: RefSeq, a predicted model, not a curated record